Cucumis melo (muskmelon) is the source of this 1345-nucleotide messenger RNA. RefSeq lists its product as uncharacterized. The transcript is spliced from 6 exons. The record is from RefSeq and is a predicted model, not a curated record. NCBI's taxonomy places the organism in Eukaryota, Viridiplantae, Streptophyta, Magnoliopsida, Cucurbitales, Cucurbitaceae. Bases 110 to 1207 code for a protein of 365 amino acids.
UUCCUUUGCUCCGUCGUCCCUACAACUUGAUAGUUCAUUACCACCGUAGAUGCCUUUUCCUCUCUUCUUGUUUUCUCAUUUCUUCUCGUUUCCCUAGUCCCUAAAUUUCAUGGAAACAAUCGAAGAAGCCAAAAACAUUGCGAAAACUUUUGUAAAACUUGAUUUGAAUCAGAAAUCCAGUUCCCAGCCUACUUAUUCUAAUACCUUCGUUAAAUCUGCGUCUCCCGAUUUGGAUCAGAAAUCCUGUUUCAAGCCUACUGCAUCUCAAUUCUCCCGAUUGGCCUUUGAGAGGAAGAAACCUCCAAAUUUAGUCAGUUUGUGCGUUGGGGUUAUUGGAAAGCAUUUGGAAGAUAUAAUUCCUGACUUAGAUGAGAUUAGUGCCAACUUUCCGUCAGAUGUGAAGCAAUCGAUAGCAGCAGUUGCACGAAGAAGAGAAUUACUGAACGAUGAUGUUAUUAUCUCCCUAGUAGAUAGUUCGUGGGAAACCCUGGAUGUUUCUGGUUCAGAAGUUUCUGAUUUUGGGUUAGCAGAAAUUGGCAAGACAUGCAAAUCUCUUAGAGCUGUGGAUAUUAGUCGAUGCAACAAGAUAACAGCUGCUGGUGUUUCUGAGCUGGUUCAGCAUUGUUGUUCCUUGGAAACCCUACGUUGCGGAGGGUGUCCGAGGAGUGAUGCCACGGCACGAAGGUCCUUGGAUAUUUUUAAACCAAGGCUGGAUGAUAUAGAAGGAGAUUCAUGGGAGGAGCUUGAUACAGCUGAAAUUGCCAAUGGGGCACAAUCCCUUCGGUGGUUGGUCUGGCCAAAAAUAGAUAAAGAUUCCUUGGAGAUUUUCUCCACAGAAUGCCCGCGCAUUACAAUAAACCCAAAGCCAUCCCCUUUCGGUUUCAGGGGGAAGCAGGUUCCAGGGGAAGCAUUGCCAAACAUUGCAUUAGACGAACACACCAUAGUUGAUAUUGAUCCCAAAACAUGGGCGGUGGGCAGAUCCACAGGAAGGGCCCCAAUUUCUCCAUCAAAUCCCUCAGAAUUGUCUUUAGCUGAGAAAUUCAGACUUGCAUUUGUGGAAAGGGACACUCGGUUAGCUCCGAAACGAGCUAAAAAUGCGAGGCAACAUCAAAGGCGUGCAGAGAGGGAGUGGAUGACGACGAGUACAAGAGCCAAGGCUCUGGCCUUGGCAUCUCAAGCAAGUAAAAGUUUGCAGAGUCGUACUUAGCUAUUAGCUACUACUGUUUCUCUUUAAGGUUUAUCAAUAACAUAAAUUCUAUACCAUUACGAGAUCGGGUUUAAAGAUUGAUAAAUGUAAUGUACCAUAGAAAAAGUAACUUCUAAAGUAUCUAGCUCUCUUUUUGAA